Messenger RNA from Lactuca virosa, 1707 nucleotides. The record is from the annotation of a GenBank genome assembly. Lineage: Eukaryota; Viridiplantae; Streptophyta; Magnoliopsida; Asterales; Asteraceae.
UGCAAUCUCUCUCUCUUGAUUUCCUUUGGCUCUGGCUCUCACUCAUCAUUUUGCUGCUCGAUCUUUCUCUCUCUAAAAAGGUCUCCUGUAGAGAGAGAAUCACUCACAUUCCCCUUCUCAGAAGGAAGACAUCUUUCAUUUCCGCAACAUGAGACAGGCAUUUUAUCUUUAUACGUUGUUCCUAAAUCUGAUAAUUUGAAAAGGCAGGCUGUAUGUGGAGGCGAAUUGAAGGAUUUUAGUUUCAGUGAAGUGGUGAUAGACCUCUUUGUACUGAAUGCCGAGUAAAUUUUAAUGCCCACAAGGUGUUCGAUGUUUUGCUUGUGUGAGAUUUGAAGGGUCAAAGAUUCAAUCUUGGUUUUGGUAACUGUGCAUUCAGAGUUUACUUUGAUUGUUUCCAAGGAUCAUGAUCUGUUAAGAUCUCAGAAAUCAGAACUGGGAACUUUCUAUUGAAGGGUAAAUCUGGUAAAUAAGAUUUGUUUCACAUUUGAUGUCUGGAGCUCCAAGAGUCAGGUCUAUGAAUGUAACCGAGUCAGAAUCAAGAUCAAUCCUUGGGCUUACUGGAAACAAAUCUCUGGGUCCUUUAACCACACGAAAACCCAUAUCAAAGACAUCAAAAAAGACCGAAAUGUCCCCAGAAGAAGGGUCUAUAGGGGCAAAGAGUCGAGGAAUUGCAGCAUCAUCACCUCCUUUUAGCUCCACAGGUGUUCCUUCAAUAUUACGCAGACAGGUUUCACUCAAUGCUUCAUGUUCUUCAGAUGCUUCUACUGAUUCAUUUCAAAGUCGAGCAUCUACUGGUAGGAUUUAUAGAACAAAUAGCAAUGUUAGAGGGAGGAGACAAUUGGGUUUAAAACCAAAAACUCUUGUUGUUGAUAGUACUUCAGAAACUUCACCUGAUGAUUUACAGCCCAAGAAAAGGUGUUCUUGGGUAACAUCAAGUUCAGAUCAAUCUUACACCAUUUUCCAUGAUGAAGAAUGGGGAGUUCCUGUGCAUGAUGACAAAAAACUGUUUGAGCUUCUUGUGCUUUCUGGGGCUUUAUCAGAGCUUACAUGGCCUUCCAUUUUGAAUAAACGUCAUCUUUUCAGGGAAGUUUUUGUUGAUUUUGAUCCUCUGGUUGUUGGAAAAUUAAAUGAAAAGAAGCUUGUGGGGCCCGGGAGUGCUGCAAUCUCUCUGCUUUCAGAGCUUAAACUGCGGGCCAUAGUCGAAAAUGCUCGCCAAAUAUCCAAGGUGAUAGAUGAAUUCGGGUCAUUUGACAAAUACAUUUGGAGCUUUGUGAACUACAAACCUAUCAUUAGUAGAUUCCGAUACCCUCGACAGAUUCCAGUGAAAACACCGAAAGCGGACGUGAUAAGUAAAGAUUUGAUAAGGAGGGGAUUCCGGUGUGUGGGGCCCACGGUGAUCUAUUCGUUCAUGCAGGUGGCGGGGAUAACUAAUGAUCAUCUUUGUAGUUGCUUCCGGUUUCAGGAAUGCUUGGAGGAAGUUGUUGGAUUGAUUAAAGUUGAAGAAGAUGAUCGGAAAACUACGGAUGAUGGAAUGGAAUCGUGCAUACGGAAUGGAAUUGAGGAGUUGAGUUUCUAGUGAGGGUGGUGAUGUGUACUUAAGAUAUAUUUAAGAUGGUUAAUUAUGGUUAUGGAAACCGAGUUUCUAGAAAUUUCAAUGUUGAUUAUGGUAAUCGAGUUUGUAUAGUGGGAAAGAUUAGGAAGUAAACG